CAUACGUUAAAACUGAUUCUUCUCAUUUAAUAAACACAGAGUACUAUAAAGUGCAUAUUGUAUUUUUACCCAUGUAUUAAAGUUAAAAAUAUCACAUAGUUCCGGGAAAACAUUAAAUCAAUUCAUUACAAAUGUGCCUUAAAUGACGAUCUUUACCAAGAAUUCUUAAAAUGUUACUGAACUGGAUAAUAGACACAGCAAUAUUAUCAUUCGUUGGAUUGCUAUGAUAACUUUGAUAAAGUAUGACAGCAGUUUCUUCUACAAGAGAUGCUUUUAAGACGGCGACAUCAAAUAUUUCUCCGAAUGAAAGAUCAAGAACAGACGGGUUUGAUGACAUAAGGCCAUCACAGUCAAUCACAGAAGAACAAAACUACCAUACUUACGACCUUAUAUCGACAGAAAUUCAAGAUGAACCACGAGUCCAAGGUUAUUUAUCCUAUUUUUCAACUUUUGCUGGAGAAAAAAUUACUGAUCGCUAUGCUGGAGAAAAAAUCAAACAACACUCACGAGUAGUUAAAACAUCAUGGACACCCAAGGCAGAUAUGCAGUUAGGCACAAUAGUCAAGGUGAAGAAAUCAGGAAAAGAAGUCCAUGUGCAAUGGGACAAGCUUGAAGAAAAAGUUAACCUGCUUGAUCUACGCUUAGUUGACAAUGCGCCAACAGAGAAAAAAGAAAAAAGUUCAAGAGUGGUAUUGACAUCGCGAACAACCAUUAACAACAGUACAGUAAGCGGAAUGCAAGUUGAAAGAAAAGUUAACCUACGUUUAUUAGACAAUGCACCCAUGGAAAAAAUGGAACAGGGAGCAAGAGUAGUAAAGAAAUCAUGGACACCCAAAGAAGAAAUGCCUUUAGGCACAAUAGUUAUGGUGAAGAAAUCAAGAAAAGAAGUUAAUGUCCAAUGGGACCAGAUUGAAGAAAAAGUUGACUUGCAAGAUUUAAGAUUAGCGUCAAGUUUUCAAUGCGUUAACAGUGAAAAAAAGGAAGGUUCAAGAGUAGUAAAAGUGGAAUCGACAACCAAAGAAGAAAGUUCUCUAGGCACAAUAAUUAAGGUCAACAAAACAAAACAAACAGCUCGUGUUCAAUGGGACAAGCAGCCUGAAGAAAAAGUUAAGCUGGUUAAACUACGUUUAGUCGGCAAUUAUCUUACAGAUAAAAUAGAGAAAGGUUCUAGGGUAGUUAAAAGAUCACAGACAACUAGAGAAGAAAUACCUUUCGGCACAAUAGUCAACAUAAAUCAAUUCAAAAACGAAGUUCAAGUUAAAUGGGAUAAGCCUGAAGAAAAAGUUGACCCGCUUGACCUUCGCUUAUAUGAUAAUGCGCCAUCAGGUGUAAAGCAUACUAACGUAACAUGCGAUGAAUGUUAUACAUAUCCUCUGCGUGGCAUACGAUGGAAAUGUCUUCACUGCGACAGCUACGAUCUUUGCACCGUCUGCUAUAUGGUUGAUGAACACAAUGUAAAUCAUAUCUUCAGUCGUAUCCAAAGUGAGGAUUCAAAAGGGAAAGAAAUAUCACCACGGUUUGAUGUAAACCUGACUGGCUAUGCAUUUGCAUGUGGCAUACUAGAGAAUGCAGAAGUUUCGCUUCGGAAAGAUAUCAGAAAAAGAGGUGUAGUACUGGCAAUACGUGAGGAUUUAAUUGACGUACAAUGGUUGACUAAUAAUAAAAGAAGUCGACACAAUAUACUGGAAUUACAAUGCGAGAAUGCGGAAGCACGGCAGUUUUAUCCGGAUCAUCUGCCGAUACUUGGAAAAGAUACUUUAGGCCACCUUGACGUUGAUUUCAGCCACAACAAUAUAACAGAAAAGAUUCAGGUGAACAUUCGGUAUCGGAUUGAAAAGGAACAGAAACGAUCAUACAAACCUGUGUUGUACCUCAUUUUUGCAAAUAAUCAAGACAUAGAUCACAAAAAAGACAGAUGUCUCCUAAUGGAUGAAGUCUUUGAAUAUUCAAAAAAGACAAAACUGGCAUGCCAUGUCAUCGGAAAGAAGGUAUUGUUUCUGCAUGGUUCUUCACGAGUUGUAUGUAUUCACCAUACCACUAGUAAUCAUACAAUCAAGGAAUUAGUAAAGAAAGGAUUUCGAAUUUUCGAAAGAGGGGAUACAAACACCAAAGAAAGUGAAAUCAAAUACUUCAUUAGAAUGGCAGAAUAUGUGUUAGAUGAGAAAGUUCUACCAGUCAUUAUUUCUUUGCGUAAUGGAGGAUUGAAUAAAGACGUAUUAGUUAGUGCUAGUAGUUUAUUACUCCCGAUUAUUCGAUUCAAGAAAAACAGUCCAGACGCUACCGUUUUGACACUUGAAAAUAAUGGAUCUAUUGAACAAGCAACUGAACAUAUUACAAAUUUAAAGACUCCAUGGACUGUCAGAAAAUCAGAAACCCUUAUUGUAAUCAAAAAUGCAGAAACAGCAGAAGAAAUUUCAGCUAUCAAUGAUGUGCAAAGUAAUUUGGAUUUCGGAGCUCUAAUAUGUCACGUGGUUAUUGGAGUUUCCAUGGCAAACAAACAUAAAGUAUUCGAGACAGAUAAAGAAGUGUACGCAAACGUAUUAUCGAUGUACCUUUUGAAGAUUGAAAAAUGGCGAAUUCAGGAGGACGCCAUUAAAAUGGCAUUUGAUCAUCGAUCUAUUGAAUACAUCUAUGAAAAGGAUUUGACAACUGCAUUUGCUAGUGGAUUGCGGACUGAUUUGGAAGCUUUGUCCAGGUUAACUUAUUUACCAACAGAUUGGAAAGAAAAAGAUAUUGAGCAGGCAGUCUCAAAUUCUGAUGUCAUCGGACUCAUAUUUUUAACAUUACUGCGGAAACAGUUUUAUUCUGGGGCUACUCAGCUUGUAGAUACAGGAUUUGUUCGCAUUAGUCAUAUUUUAGUCGGAUGCAAAAUUCUACAAGAUGCUAGUGAUGAUAAGAAGAAUGAGCAAAUACAGAGGGAGACAUCACAAAGAUUAAAACUAUAUUUCACAGAGCGUGCAACCCUGAUUACAGGAUUUAUUUACGAGGCCAAUUUAAACAAUGAUUUAGUUGAAAAUGAACUUGAUGAAGCAGUAAAUCAUGCUGGUCGUCUUUUGGUGAACCAUGGGUACUUAGAAGAUGCAAUUAGGACACAGAACAAGGCAUUUCUUGAAAACAAAAUCGUUACUGAUAUCCUGCAUAAAAUGUGGUACGGAGAGGAGAAAUUUUUAUUCCGUCAGGUAGGAGUUUUCAUCCUGUUAGCCCUAAUACACUUACUUGUGAUGCCAGUAUUGAUGAUCAACAUAACAGCUCCUCCUCUUAAAUGGUUCUACCAGAAAUACAAUCUCCCUUUUAUGAAAGCCUUUAUUCAAAUGCUUGGAUACUUGGCUUUGCUGGUGACAUAUGCAUACAUGUUGCUCUUCAACCCUGAUGAAAACUUUUCUUGGACAGACGGAUUAAUAGUAGGAUGGAUGAUCAGUUUUUUGUUUAAUGAAAUUAAGCAGGCAAUUGUUUCAGCUUUACGACAUAGAUUUAAAAGGUAUAUGUGUAAUGUAUGGAAUCUCCUAGACUGGGCAGUGAUGUUUGUAUACGCAAGUGGAAUGUUUUUAAAAUUUGGAGACGAUGGGACCUAUGAAGACUCGACAAAAAUAUUAUUAGUCUUAACUUUCAUUUUACUCAGCAUUCGUAUAUUAAACAUGUUUAGUAUAUCUGAAUACCUUGGACCAAAACUUGUUAUUAUUCAAAAAAUGUUCAAAGACACGUUUGUAUUUCUUAUCAUCUUAACAGUUAUCAUGAUGAGCUACAAUGUCUCAUAUCAUUCAUUGCUCUACCCAAACUCUGAACUUAGUUGGAAAGAGAUAGAGAACGUAAUGCAGAAUGGUUACUGGAUGCUUUUUGGAGAAAAUGGGUUAAUAGACAGCGAUACACUGGAUGAUUGUACUGACAAUAAAACCAUUUAUACAAGUAGUGACCAUAAAGAAAGGAUGGCUAGAUGUCCUACGCAUUUGGGAAUACACAUUUCGCCAUAUUUGAAAGCCCUCUAUGGAUUGAUUGCAGUGAUUUUACUAUUGAAUCUGCUCAUAGCAAUUUACAGUGACACAUAUAAAAAAGUGAAUGAUGAAUGUAAGUUCCAUUGGUCGCAGAUUCAGACUGAUUUCCUUGAGGAGUAUAGCAUAGAGACAAUUUUCCCAAUACAUUUGAAGCUUCUUAUGUUACCUUUUGGUCUUAUCCAUGUCUUCAUUUGGUUAACUGAAUAUUGUUGCUUCAAAAAAAAAGAUCGAAGAUUGAAUAAAAUCCAACACGAAGACCAACACGACAGUUCAAAUUCUUAUGACAGUGAAAGGGACAAGUUAAAGGAAAAUCCAAUGUUUGUACGAGUGUUUUUGUACAACGCAGACUAUGAUCUAAAACUAAAAUCAACAGAAGAAGCGGAGAGAAUCGGAGCGGCUAGGUCAAAAGGGAAAAUUGAGAUCACAGAAGAAGAUAAAAUAACGAAACUUCAAAAUCAAAUGGACGUUAUGAACAGAGAGCUUAAGGACCAGAAUUUAAGAGCUGACGAGAUGUUGAAGAUAAUCAAAGAAGAUGUGUUGAAAAUGAUCAAAAAUGAUAUGUUGAAGAUAAAUCACGACAAUAUGAAAGAGAUAAAAUCUAUGAUAAGGGCAGAGUUCAAGCACAACACGGAACAAGAAUUCCAGCCUGCAUCAACUCAAUUGUAAAAGUGAGAUAUUGUUAUCCUUUAUGAUAAUAAACCGUGCAUAUGUGCCAUUUACAAGAUACUAUACGUCAUACAUCGUGUUACAGAUCUAGAUUCAGCCGUUGAUGAAAAACAUCACACGUCGAAAGAUAUAUUUCAGCUUUAAGUUAAUCAUUUGAUUAUUCAUUUUAAAAAGGCUUUAAUUGGAAGCUUUAGAAUUUUAUUUUUCAGAAUUGAUUUCCUAAAACUAUGAAUUCGAGAUGCAAACUUAAGUGCAUUUUCUAAGUUAAAAUCAGUUAGAGGUUUUGUAUUAUAUAUUGGAUAUAACCAUCUAAAAAAAGCGUUUAUCGUGCUUAUUAAUUGAAAACAAGUAGCAUGGUUAAUCAGAUUAUGUAAAUCCAAUUCAAUAAAUGGUUUAACAAUAAUUUGUUCUCAAAUCAAACAGCAACAUGGAGUCAACAUUUUAAGUACUUUUAAGGAUUUACCGAAUAGAAGGUUUUCACUUUCAUUUGAAUAUCAUAUAGUAUUUGUAAAUGUCAGCAUUCAAAUAUUUAUUAAAAAAUACAUUCCAUUUACCUAAAUAGAUACGUCAAUAAAAGCUUUCAUCUGAUUUAUCACUUACGAAAUUGAUAAUAAAUAUACAUGUACAAUUUGAAUCUAAAUAGAUAAUUGUGACUUUCGAAAAUGAGUCAAGAACUUUGAGUGUUUGGAAAAAUAUUGUUGUCUUCAAUACUUUCGACGAUUAUAAACUAUCGUGUCUAUAUUAUAUAUAUUUAAUUGGUUUCGUUUGAAGCAAAAUCGAAGUUCUCUUAGAUCCCAUAAUCACGAUAAUAAAAUAUAAAAAAAUAAAAAUAAUUACAAGUAUCAAUGUAAGACAGUAAUUUCGAAUCAAUAUUACAUGCGUUCAGUUGGCCAAUUGUUCGAAUUUUAGAACUGUUUAAUGGGGAAAACACACUUACAAACAAAAUCCGCUUAUGAUGUUGUAUAUCCUUUAUCAAAUGAAAUUCAAAUAGUCAGGCCUAAGAAACAAUCAAGAAUCAUAUUACAUUUGAUGCACAGCAUGAAUUUACCAACGAGAAAUCAAAACCACGUGUCGAAGAAGGACACACACCACUUUGGUCAAGAGAAGAAAACAAAAAACGUCGAGAAAAGUUUACAAAGUCUUAUUCAGAAAAAUAAAGUUCAGCGACACGAAAUACAACACUAACAGAAAUUAAAUCAAAUGUUGAAAAAAGGUCAAGACUAGUGACAUUCGUCGUGUUACACCUGUUAAAUAAGCCAUAGCCGGUGAUAUGAUAUCAUAUAGUAACUAGUUGGUUUUGUUUGACUAUUUUAAUAAAUCACUGAUACGUGUAAAAAAAUGCAACCCUUAUUCAUGACCAAAUGUUAUAUAUUUAAAUAUAUACAAACGUUCAUGACAAAGAAUAAAUGAAGAUCGAUACAUGAAUACAGGAACGGUAUAGAUAUUAAAGCAUAAAACUUCAAAAUAAAUACUAAAAAAUUAACAACACAUAAAACUAAAGCACUGGCAACACAAACCCUUUCAAUAAAACUAUGGGUAAAUAAAAAAGAAAAAUGGAGAGUUAUGAAAAAUAGUAAGUUAAUUAAAACAUACACUCUGGUUGGAAAGAAAAACAAAGAACGAGCAAUACGAACCUCUAAAAAACCGGUUGUGAACUUAGAUUCUUAGAAAGAUUUUAAUACACCACAAUGCCGCACCCGUUGUUUUGCUCAUGACCAGAAAAUGCAAUUGCUUGAUACAUUACAUUUGAUGAUGUUUUAAAUGAGACAGUAAUUCCGUAAUCGUCAACCAAGUAACCAAAUUUUAAGGUGUCUAUAAUUCUUUAAAGACAGGACUUCGGCUCUACAAUAAAGAAAUACUGGUUUAAUGAAAACAAAAUGGCAUUUUCCUUUACAUUCACCUUCCUCUAUAUAGAUAAUGUGUUCUGGCUGAAAACUUAAAAUGUUGUGACUAACUAGAUCGCAUCUAUCUUAAACAACUUGAAAAACAGCAUAUCACAGAUACAUUUAUAUCUGCUUCAUAUCUUUGUUUACAUUUAGAUAUUGACAAUAGCGAUUAGUUUACAACUUAACUUUUCGACUAAUUAAAAAGAAAUAUUGCAAUUUUUCAUUGGUGGCCUUUCCAUCUCUCGGUAGCAACAUUCUAUCAUUAUUUACAUAAGGAGUAUUUAUCUCCUAGUUGAUAUGAUAAUGCAGAGUGUGGGUUUCCUACUAUGAUUUUCUUCAUUGAAGAUUUUAUUUUUUAUAAUAUGAACAAACGGAAAUGUGGGGUAUUCGUAACUGAGAGAGAAAACGAACCAAAAACAAUUAAAAGAUAUCAAUAGGACAAUAUACAGUCUUCAACGAUAGAAAUUUAUUGUUUCUGGUUUUGUCUUCGAGGACAUCAUACUCGUCAAGCCAUGCAAUAUUUUUUUGUAAAGCGAUUGGAACAGUGUGAAUCAACAAAGUAUUAUUUCUAUAAAAGUGAAAAAAAAGGUCUAAUGGCUACUCCAUUAAUAACAAUAAUAAUGAUGAUAAUGAUAAACAUUGCAAGUGCAUUUUUUUCCUGUAGAAUAUGAAAUUGUUGAAUAGACGAUAAAAAGAAUUAAGGAAACAAAAGUUGUUCAGACAUUUAUUAUACGUUAUACGUGAUCAAUUUAUAUGUAUAUUAAGUAUAUAAUUAUUUUAUAGUAUUUGAAAUCAUGUGUCUAACAUCUAAAUAAUGUUUGUACGAUAAACUAUUAUUUUUUUCUAUCUUAUUAUUUAUAUUUUUUGGGGGAGGGAGUGGGGUUUUUUGUUGUUUUGUUUUGAUUUGUUUUGAUUUUUUUUUUGCGGGUGUUGUGGUGUAGAUGGGUUGUUAAUUUACCUCGUUUUUAGAAGAUUUGUUAUGUUUUGUUUUUAAAUACUGUGAUAUCAAGUGCCUAAUUCUCCAAUGUAUUUAUAAUUAUAUUUUAUUUUGUUUUGAUUAGUUUAUUUUAGCACAUAUCUAUAAAUGUAUUAAGUUGGGAUUAUUUCUUGUUUUUUAUUUGGUUUGUUUAAGAUUUGUAAUAACAUGUGAGAUAAUCUGAAUGUUUAAAUUGUAUAUGUUCGACGCUAUGAAAUGUCUAGUAAGUUGAUAAACAUGAAGCGGAUGGUUUUUCCAGAGAUAUUGUAUAUGUUGAUUUUGUUUGCCAUAACCAAUAGAUGUCUUUUGAAUGUUGUUUUUGUCUUGUUAAUAAACUGUUUAUGCUA
Messenger RNA from Mytilus californianus (California mussel), 7864 nucleotides. RefSeq lists its product as uncharacterized. Gene Ontology annotation, biological process: monoatomic cation transmembrane transport. The record is from RefSeq and is a predicted model, not a curated record. Gene Ontology annotation, cellular component: membrane. NCBI's taxonomy places the organism in Eukaryota, Metazoa, Mollusca, Bivalvia, Mytilida, Mytilidae. Gene Ontology annotation, molecular function: zinc ion binding; monoatomic cation channel activity. Bases 243 to 4655 code for a protein of 1470 amino acids. The transcript is spliced from 35 exons.